This is a messenger RNA of Fusarium sp. VM40, 1437 nucleotides long. Lineage: Eukaryota; Fungi; Ascomycota; Sordariomycetes; Hypocreales; Nectriaceae. The record is from the annotation of a GenBank genome assembly.
AUGGUUCAGCAAUCAAAGGUCUUGAGCUCCUCGCUCGGCGCUCGACAGCUUUCCGCCGAGGCGACCAACAUCAAAGAGAAACGCAGCGAUGAACCCAACGAUGUCGUUUUCGAGAGCAAGUAUGGUCUGCGAACCAUCAUGCUUAACCGACCGAAGAAGCUCAACUCGCUCAAUGCCUCAAUGAUCCGAAAGAUUGUGCCCAGACUGGUUGAGUGGGAAAAGUCUGACCUCGCCAACAUUAUCGUCAUGAAGGGUGCUGGUGAAAAGUCUCUAUGUGCUGGAGGUGACGUCGCUGCACUCGCCAAACUGAACCAGGAGAGUCCCGAUGGAUGGCAAAAGUCAGCCCAGUACUUCGCUCUCGAAUACAAGCUCGAUCACUACAUUGCGACAUAUAACAAGCCCUAUAUCGCGUUCAUGGAUGGUAUCACUAUGGGUGGUGGUGUUGGUCUAAGCACCCAUGCUCCUUUCAGAAUCGCAACCGAAAAGACCGUCUUUGCCAUGCCCGAGACCACGAUUGGAUUCUUCCCCGAUGUCGGCGCCUCUUUCUUCCUUCCUCGAAUGAACGGAUCCGUCGGAACUUACCUUGCGCUGACCAGCGAGCGACUCUCCGGCCCUAACGUAUUCUACUCCGGUAUUGCCACCCACUACCUGCACUCGACCAGCUUGCCCGACCUCGAGGCCCGUCUGGCCGAACUACGAUUCCGUGACAGCGAUACUCUGCCUGAGCGACUGGCACUCAUCAAUGAGACACUUGAGGAGUUCAGCACAGGCCUUCCCUAUGAUCAGCCCAUGACACUAAGCGGUGAGAUCCGCCAGGCAAUAGACCGAUGCUUCAACAAGCACUCCAUCAACGAGAUCAUUGCUGCCUUGCAGGCUGAGCGGGGUCCCACAGAGGAGUGGGCACAGAAGCAGCUCAAGACUCUGCAGAAGCGAUCACCCACGGCUGUGCACGUGGCUCUCCGCCAAAUGCGCGUUGGUGGCGAGUGGGAUAUCGCUGAGACCUUCAAGAGGGAGCACCAGAUUGCUACCAAGUUCAUGCAGCACCCCGAUUUCACCGAGGGUGUGUCGGCCCUCCUCGUCCGAAAGGAGACGCCUAAGUGGCAGCCUGAGUCUCUGGAGGCCAUUGGUGGUACCAACGUGGCCAAGCCCUUCUUUGAGUACAAUUCUGAGAACGAGCUGAGGCUCUUCACCGAUCGCACAUUCAAGGAAUACCCUCACCGACAACUUGGUGUGCCCUCCGAGAAGGAGAUUGAGAAGGUUCUCUCAAGAGGUACCUACACCCAGCAGGAGCUGGCUAACGAGAUCAUCGCUUCACGCAACGGUCGCCAGGGCAUCUCAGAUAUUACCAAGGAAAUCAUCGCACGCAAGACCACGGUGACAGACCAAGGAAAGGCUGUGUGGGUGAAGGAUGAGUCGCUACCAGGAAGCCGACUGUGA